This is a messenger RNA of Marasmius oreades (fairy-ring Marasmius), 1900 nucleotides long. RefSeq lists its product as uncharacterized. NCBI's taxonomy places the organism in Eukaryota, Fungi, Basidiomycota, Agaricomycetes, Agaricales, Marasmiaceae. Gene Ontology annotation, molecular function: monooxygenase activity; calcium ion binding. The coding region runs from base 539 to 1789 and encodes 416 amino acids. The record is from RefSeq and is a predicted model, not a curated record. The transcript has 8 exons.
UCACUUCUUCCUCGCUUUCUAAAUUCUACCAUCACAAUAAUGCUGCAGCUGGUCCUUCUCUGUUCUUCCUCUUUUUAUUCCGAAGAGAGUAUCACGGCAUAAUUAGGUUGAUGACAAAUUUGGCUCCAAUGGACGACCAUUUAAGAACCCGAGGUUCACAGGACCACUAGUUUCCGUUCCUGGUCCUGAGGGUUUUGCAACAAAAUAAAUCAUUUCUAUCUUAGAGGCAGCAAGUCCAGCAGCCACUUGUUCGGGCGAUCUUUACUUUCGUCCCCUCCAAACCGGUUCACAGGGUUGAUUGUACAGAAUGACGAAUGCGCAAAUCGUUUUGCUGACUCGCCGGUUGCUGCGCUUUUGCCUUAUCCGCACUGUGAAACCAGGAACGCAACAUCUACGUCAGAACUGAGGAAUUCAGAAUGCGGAAAUAUCCCAUUUACAUAUCCUGAGCCACCUACGUCACCUUUCUCCACCUCUUUUCGAUGCUCUUAUAAAGCCCAUCUCGAACAUUGGGACAUAACUUCCACACAUUAUUUUCAUCAUGACUUCUUACCUCUCGUCUGCUGGAAAAGGAGUAACAGAUUUUGGACAAGGAGUCGGGAAGGGCGUAGGGGAGGUCGGAAAGGGCGUUGGCAGAGGCGUCGGGGAAAUCGGCAAGGGCGUUGGUAUCGGGGGUGGAGGCGAGGUUUCGAAUGCUGAUGGCAACGCCACGACAUCCAGUGCUAGUGAGGGACAGGCGCAAGGGGCGGAGCGCAAUAACGGUGCACAGGGCACCGCUAAUCCCGCUCAGCCUGCAGGUGGCAACACCAACACCAACACCAACACCAAUGGCACACAAAACCAGGCUACAUCGGAAGGUGGAAGUGGUGGGGGAGGAUUAAGAGGUGCUUUCAAUAGUAUCGGCGGCACACUUGGUACUAUCACCAACGCCUCCAUGGGAAUAGCUGGAACGCUAUCGAAAACAACUAUGGAUCUCAAUCGUAACGUUGCUAAAGGUGUAGGCGUUAUUGGAGGCACAGCUGUUGAACAAGUCGUCAACAUCGCAUCCUCGACAACCGAUAACAUUCUGUCCCCUAUCGCCAACAGUCUCAAAGCCGUCGAAGGACUGGAAGCAUUAGGCGAAGGCGUUGACUCUAUCAAUGGUCUUUCGACACAGGCUCUACAAGGGAUCGCAAGCGCAACAAAGAAGGCGUUGGAUACCGCUGGAAAGACCCCUACAUUCUUCGACCCAGAUGGAGACGGCAUCGUAAAGUUGAGCGAUACUUGCAAAGGCUUCGUAGCCAUCGGCCUCGAGGAGAAUUACGCCAAAGCCGCUGCAUACGCGUUACAUUCGACGUUUAGCUACCCCACCUCAGAAUCAUGGAAUCCCGUUCCACUUAUCCACCCCAAAUCCGGAUAUGAAUUCCCCAUCAAGAUUGAGAAUAUGGUCAAGACGAAGUGGGGAAAGAAUUGGGGGAACUUUGAGAGGGUAGAUUGGGUGCAGGAUGCAGAUAUUGAGAGGUUCUUCGGCCUUCGGGAACGAACGACAUGGACUGAGUACUGGACGGAUGUUAAAUCCUAUUUUGGCACUGCACUCCUCAUCUUUGAAUGGGGAACCACUUGGCCGUACAUGUCAGUCCCUGGAUCAAACCUCGCUGCUGGCGAGAUUGGAGCAAUCUUGAGGACUGUAAUCUUACCGACGAUUGCCAAGACCCAUGAGAAUGCCGAAAAGAAAGAAGGAAAACAGCCAAAGAAGGAGGAGAUGCCCGCACCUCCUCCGUUACAAGAGCAGAAAGAAGAAGUGAAGGCGUGAAGAUCUAUUUUUUUUGAUGUGGCCUGUACUAUGAUAUUAUCUUUGUGUAUUUAGUCUAUGCUGUAGCCGUAAACUCUGUACCAUACCUACUCGGAUGUUGCUAAUGACGAA